Messenger RNA from Capsaspora owczarzaki ATCC 30864, 4001 nucleotides. RefSeq lists its product as hypothetical. Gene Ontology annotation, molecular function: hydrolase activity; nucleic acid binding; metal ion binding. The record is from RefSeq and is a predicted model, not a curated record. Bases 15 to 3890 code for a protein of 1291 amino acids. The transcript is spliced from 3 exons. NCBI's taxonomy places the organism in Eukaryota, Filasterea, Ministeriida, Capsasporidae.
CUCUUUCCAUUCCCAUGCGUUUGUUUACUCGCACUCAUCAUCAUCAUCUGCCUCGAAUGCCGAGACACGACCGACUGCCGCUGCAGCUGUUUGGCUUGCUGCUAAUCUGCGCUGCCAUGUUUGUGGCGAGCAUUGCUGAAGCCAGCAGCAGCAGCAGCAGCACCAUCCCUCGCCUGCAUUGCCGCGGCGUGGGCAACUCGGACGUUGGCUUUUGGCUUGUGUUCCGCAACGACGGCGGCUCGUCGUUCUACUACAUGGACUCGAACCGUGUGGGCUCCGAGCGCGGCCUGGUGCUGCCCCCUCAGCUGCUCGUGCACGCGCAGUCGCCGCUCGUCCUCACGCUGCAGAACAUUAUUGACGCGCGCAGCAAUGCUUCCCGCUCGACCAGCCACGUCGUCUUUGCCAACGAGCAUGACAUGCACUCUGCGCGCAACUUUGACCCGAGCUCGGACGUGUUUGAGUCGCACGCACCGCCGCUCGACCGGGUUGGCGCUGACAUUGGCUCAAGCCCCCGCACGUCCAAGCCCUUCCUGAGCGGCCUUCUCGCUGUUGAACACCACCCCCAGGAAAUGGAAACCGCGGCGGAGGACGCCAACGGAUUUCUGCUGACAACAACCAUUCCACGCCUUGUUCCCAUCGACCCUCGCACAAGCACGCUGCCUCGCAGUGUCCCCAACUCGGUGUGGUUUGACGUCCAAGACACGGCUCAAGGCGCAAUCCUGUGCCUCUCGCUGAACGCGUCAGCAGGUGUCCAAGCCAUUGUUGACGCACUGUUGACCACCAAUCCGUUCGUGUCUGCGCUUGAGCUCUCAGAGGGCGUGCCGGCGGCAAUGCAAGCGUUUGCGCGUCCCAACUGGCUGCCGCCCUCCACAGCUGCAGGCAGCGUCCAUCUGCGUGGUGCUGCCGACUCGUUCGCACGUUGUCUCGCUGCAUCUGGCACGUUUGCUGAGCUUGCUGCCAACUGUUUGCGCACUGUUGAGGUGCCUGGCGUGUUUGGCGUGCGCGACACCGGCUCGUCCCCACGCUUUGCUCGCGGCUGGUGGUUGCUCGCCAAGAACCGAGGCUUCCCGCAAGGGCUGAUGUGGGCGCCAGCAUGGAGCCGCACCUCCCUGUCGCCUUCAAUUGAGCCGACAUUGCUCAGUCGGUGGCAAACCGGCGGCGCUGUCACGGCGUUGAUUGGCAUCCUCGGUGGCACUGAGGCAGAGCUUGUCUGCAUUGGCGACCUGUUCUUUGUGAAUGACACGGCCUUGAGCGGAAGUGCGCUGUGCACCUCCAUGCUGUCUGCACACUCCAUCUCUCUGAACGAGCUUGUGGUUGCCGAAAUGGUCCCCGCCACGCUGGUUGGAAACGCUGAUUCUGAUUCCAGUUUUCAAACAAGACGCGGCCGCCCCGUUACACGCAGUCAAGCAGGCAGUGCAUCAAGCUCAAAACUCGUCACCGAAAAUCACAAAAUCCUGCACAAACGCCCCGAGCACCUUCAACAACGCAAAUUCCAUGAUUUGGUGUCCAACCAGCUGAGCGAACCGGGAGUGCGAACCAGAGCCAGACAGUACUGGAAACCGUACAUUCCCCCGCAAACCAACGGCGUGCCUGUGUCCGAGCCGCAAUCCGUCUUUAGCUGUGGUUUGCUGUGGAGCAAUUCUGCAAACAAGGACGUCUGGAAAACGGCUACUGUGACCUUUCCCACGUUGCCGAACGACUUAUCCCCCUGCGCUCAUCUUGAAGUGUGGUUGGACCGUUUCCAGUCGUCGUCCAACGAGCUCGUGGAAACGACGGUUUUCCGCCCAACGAAAUCCGGCAACAACCAGUGGAGCUACAACAAGUGGGAAGAAUUCACGCGUCCAGCCGACCUCAGCAGCAAUGAUGGCGCCACUCCGAUGGACUUGGACGACCUCGGCAAGAGUGAUGACGCGAUUCCAAUGGACGUGGACCCUCGCCCGAGUGAUGCCCACUACUCAAUGGAUUCGAAAGUAGGGCAAUUGAAGAUUGACGUGCCAAACGAAGACCCGGUGCUGAGUACCAGUCUAUUCGCGGCUGAUGUCAAGUUUGUCUGGAAUUCUUCUCCAGCUCCCGAGUGCCGUGAGCCUGAACAGAGGCUCUUUCCUGGUGCUCGGCACAACGAGGUGUUUGAAAACUGGGAGAGUUCCAUGUGGCGUACCUUGUUCUCGCGUGGCCGACUCCCAUCGUUGCGUCAGCGUCGCUUCGACCCUGAGGAUAAUGGCGACGAGUAUUGUUUCAUUGGACCAUGUUUAUUUGAUUUGUACAACGCAAACGGCGAACGUGUUGGGCCAGUUGGUUCGAACCACGACGAGGCCUUGAAGUUUGCGCUGCGUGGCACCAAAGGGUCGAUGAUCAUGCUCAAUGCCACCAGCCACGCGCUUGAAUGGUGCAUGAACGCCCUUGACGCGCUGACAUUCAUUCUGGCCAAGGAAUCAGGCGCGGUCGUCGAGAAUGUCGUCGAAGAAACUGAAGAUGAAGACCCUGACGAGAAUGAAGGCAUGGCAUUGAGCGAAGACGCCUCUAGCCACGAUAGAAAAUCCUUGAAUUCCGCGGUUAACGAUUGCCAGCAUCAUCUCGCUGGCGGGAUAGAGUCGCCUUUUCUUCUGUCUUUCACUACGACGUUAUAUCCCGGCUUGAAAAAGAUCUGCGCCGAGUUGGCACCCGGCCAGUUGUACAUUGUCCACGCAAAACACAACAAAAAAAGGGCUCAGGUUGCCACAUUCACUGCACAACCAACCCAUGCUCCUGCCACGCCACGGUUUUUCUACCUUUCGUAUUUUGAUCCGACUGCAAAAAUACCGCGAGUCGUGGCAUAUUCUGUUACAGUUCCGCAGUCGUAUUCAGUCCACUCGCGUCUUGAUACCGAAUUUAUGUACAAUUUGGAGCUCUGUUCACCGGCUCCAACCCCUGGUGUGGGAAUAGUGCCAACGCGCAAGAUGUGUCGCAGUUUUCCGAGCUUGGCUGCUAAGAACUACAAAGGGGUUGGUAAAUCCUGGAACAGAGGCCAUCUGUUCCCAAGCCAUAUCGCUUCAAUUGUGGACCCCACGCAGUAUACUCCCCAAAACAUGUCAUACGCGGCUGCGUUUUCCACUUUUGCGUACAUCAACGUUGUCCCCAUGGCCGCAAGGUUCAAUCAACUAUACUGGGGUCCCGCAGAAACGGCUUUCGUCGAGGUUGUUCUCGCCAAGGGCAUUGGCAAGCAAGCCUUUUUUCUGACUGGCGCGCUUGGCACACCCUCCCAGAAUCGGUUGAAGUUGAACGAAUUUGCUCCGAAUGGCCCGUUUUUUACCGCCAUGUGCAUUCCAGGGGUUGGAAGUAGCGCCGCAUAUGCUCACUUCAACAGUGAUAAACUUGUACUCGCCCGUUCCGAUCCUCGGUACUCGGCAGUCGAGUUCAUGAGUUUGGGAAAACUCGUGACUUUGCUAAAACAACACCAAUUGCUAAACCUGAAACCAGCCGACUUGUUUGGACCAAAUGCCAACUGCAACACCGAUCUCACAUCCGAGCUGAUAGCUGCGUUCGCCCCAGCCAAGAAAAACAACAAUGGACAAUCUGUCACCUUCAAUCCUGAUUCGCAUCGUCGAGAAACCCAACUCUUGGGAAAUCGAGAUCCUGGAGAUCGUUGCACUCUUGAUAGCGAGUGCAAGAUUCCGAUGGAAUGCAUCAGUAACAAAUGCACAUGUGUUGCCUGCAAGAACAUCCAACCGAUUUCCUUGACGGGCGCUACUCAGCAGGAGAUUGAUGACAUUGCGAGAAUCAUGUGUGAGGGUCCAGCUGCUCCACCUCGCAAGAAAAAAAUGGACGACACGCUAUGGCAACAAUAUUUCGGAUCACUACAACGUGCGAGCUGUACUUGCAAAUGGAAUGCGGCGAACAAAGUUUGUCGGUAAGUCCGUUUUGGCCACGCUGGCAAAUGGACAACUUGCUCGUCGAGCUGCGAUCUCCAGUUUUUUGUGCACCUGUUUUGCCCUUCAUCUCAAUAAAGCGACCUCACAACGCGA